Alosa alosa (allis shad) is the source of this 4028-nucleotide messenger RNA. RefSeq lists its product as uncharacterized. The transcript is spliced from 6 exons. Lineage: Eukaryota; Metazoa; Chordata; Actinopteri; Clupeiformes; Clupeidae. The record is from RefSeq and is a predicted model, not a curated record. The coding region runs from base 202 to 2496 and encodes 764 amino acids.
GCAAACAACCUGCUCUGUGUGACGCGGGUCCGGUUGUAAGUAUGUGGUAGGCCUACAGACCAUUUGAAAACACUUUGGUAGUACAACGAUCGACACACUUCAAUCCAGCAGGUGGCGGUAAUUCCAAAGUAGCUGGUCUGCAACUUCCCAAAACCAUAGAGACACAUCGAAAGGAAGCAUAACACCGAUUACAACUUGGCCAUGGCGAAGAUGGAUCAGUCGACGGCUUUAAAAUCCUUUAUUGGAAUGACCAAACCUGCUAUGGUUGAAGUGGGUAACUCUUACAAGUGUUCACUGUGCAAGAAGGCAGGCGAUUACGCAUCUCUAGUGCCCCACAUUCAAACCCAUUCAAGAAACGUCCUCACGUAUAAAGGAAUACAAAUAUACAGAUGCGGCUUAGACUGCUGCGACGUGCCACACUACCACUGUUGCUUUUGUAAUCAAAGUGUCGUCUUGAAAAAUGUGUUUAUAAGGCAUCUGAAAAGAUGCGACGAAUGUCUCACACAUAAGGCAAAUGCCAAACAGACUUGUUCCGGUGAUCAGAACAGUAACAGGACUACAGCCUCAUCUCGGCCGUCGGCGAAUGCCCCUUCCGUGGGCAUUGUGGUACAGACCUCGGCUGGACCCGCGUUGCUGCGAACUACACCCGUUCAGUUGCAAGGCACAGCAGGACAUUUGUUGCUGCUUCAAACCACAGCGACCGCAUCCUCGCCAAAGCAAGCCUCAACAGUGAAGUCCUCGCCUCAAGAAACGACAACAGUAACAACCACGUCCACUUCUAAUAAAGCUCUAACAACUACAUCCUCGCAGGAUGACGAGCCAACAACUACAUCGUUUCCAUCACAAGCCCCUGAGUUGCAGACCCCAACCACUGCAGCUAUGGAGCUGGCCCCCGAUCCUAUGGAAACCUUACCGAACACCACAGCCACGUCACCAUCGCUGCCGCAAACAACCGCUUCGUCUCCUUCACCGCGGCAGCCCACAACGGCACCAUCGUGGCAGCAAACGUCGGUCACCUCGUCCUCUGCAGAUCAAGCUUCAACAGGCACACCCUCUGAAGAGCAGGAAUCCUUGUCCGCAAACCCGGUGUCCCCCUCUCACUCGCCACCUCCCUCAGCGUCCGAAAUGGCCGAAAUGUCAUCUCAGUCCGAGUCCAAAGAGCAGAGGCGAAGGAUGAAGUGUCCCCACUGUCCCAUGGUUCUCUUUAAACGCAAUCUGAAGGUCCACAUAACCCGACACCAUAAGGACCUGCCGGUGCCGGCACGAGAGAACCCCAAAAGGACGGCGCAGCUCAAGAGUGUUUGGGUGGACCGGAAGAACGGGAUCGUGGCUGUCCGGAGACAUGCGCGCGGGUUCCUGGCGCCGGUGCAUGCCCAGCGGAAGGUCUACGAUGGCCAGGUGGUCCGUUGCGACCUCAAGGAGUGUCACCAGUUCCAGCAGAUGGCCAAACGCCACGGGCUGAGUGUCAGCCACUGUCAGCACACGAAGGAUCUGGACCUCUGCAACGAGACGGUGCCGUAUGUGGUCCUGGACCAGGAGGUGCUGGACGAGAUGGUCGUCGUCAAGCAACUCAGCGACGCCAAGCGAGCCGUGUGCCUGAGGAGACAGAAGAUGGCCCAGGCCGCCAAGAUUCCCUUCUCGGUGCGGGUGGACCUGGGUGGGGCGCCGCGCCGUGUCUUCGUCUCCGUCCACGAGUCCAAAACGAACGAGUUCAGCUGUCUGGGCAGGGUCAUGGUGAGCUACAACGUCGACCGCAACGAGUGGCACUGUCCGUGCACGAAACCUCACAUCUCGUGCGUCCACAAGAACAUUGCGAAAUGGCAUGUCUUCCAGACCAACCGGGACUUAAUCAAGGGCGCAGGUUUGCCCUCCAGGAAUGCUUCUGGGCGAGGGAACGUGGACUCCACCAACGACACCAACUCUGCCAACGGCGUCGUCAAGCGCAGUGUGGAGUACAUUUACGAGCAUAAAAGAAUCCCCGCCGAGCUACCAGAGGACCUGACCAACACUGUGUUUGAGUUCCCCGCACAUUUGUUUCCAGUGGAGACGACCUGCGACCUUUGUUUACACGAGCCGAGCCUUGAGGAAUCAGAGAUCGUGACAGACCAAGCCAAGAUUGUCACCAUGAUGGGAGUAGCUGACCACAUAUCCACGUACAUCAGGCGUUGCCCAGACUGCCAAGUCCUCUACCGGUAUCAGGAAUGGCAAGAUGGCCUCCACAACUUCGACAAUCAUCUCAUUCUGAGUAUAGAGCUCUGCCUCUAUCUCAGACACAGUUUACAGAACCAAACUCCGGUGUCCAGAGCCGUUCAGACGCUGGAGAGCUUGCGGAAUGUCCGAUUCCCCUCAGCAGAAGAUCUUCUCAACGCUUACUCCCACUUUGAGGCGAUGAAUGGCAUCGAAAACACAGACUCUGCCAUUGAUGACAAUGACUGCAGGCCUGCUCUUGUAGCGGAUCUUCACAGGAAGGCUUUCCUGACCCUUCAUUGGAGAUGAUUGCGUGUGUGUGUGCGCGCGUGCAUUUGUGCAUGCGUGCGUGUGCAUGGGUGUGUGUGUGUGUGUGUGUGUGUAAAUUGCGAGUAUGUUACCAAAGUCAGUGGAUGUCAGUUCUGCAUGAUGCAUGAAUGCGGAACAGUAAUACAGAGUCUUCAGAAAGGAAAAGUCUUAACCAUGCAUUUAUUCUUCUGUUCGUUCACUUAACACAGCUAAUUUGACUAAUCAGCUAGUCUUUCUUUCUGAAGGGUUGUGCUAAGUAGAAUCAGCUGAUACACGGAGUCCUGCACGGGUCCGUUUUUGGAGACCAGCCCCCGCCCGUACCCGUAAUACCCGUAAAGUUCAGCACCAGAUCCGACCCGUCACCCGUGAUAUCGAAAUUAUAUCUGGACCCGCCCAGACCCGUUAAUAUUUGGCCUGUUACCCGACCCGUGCCCGCGAUAAAUCACACACGAGCUAAAAUCAUUCCAAUUAAAGUCUCGCACCUCUCAACUCUAUGGAACAGCCUAACGAGUGCUUUCUUUCAUGCUAUUGGAGCACGUAGGGCUACAAACAUGACCUAAUACAAAUAUGUAACGCGCCCCUGUCAACUUUCACAUUCAGUAUUUCACAUUCAAUCUAAAUCUUAAGCUAAUGAACAAUAUAGCUUAAAGUGCGCUUUCUUUUACGCUAUUCAAGUAGCCUACCAUCGGUAGGCUACCUUUAAAUAGGCGAUGGAAUAUAAUUCGAGCAUUUUUAUUUCACAUUCCGUAUUAGUGCUAAAUUUUAUAAUAACGAACCAUAGCCCAAAACUUGCUGCAUCAGAACAUUACACAAAUGGACCUAUUCAUAUUACAAGAAAAAAAUACAACCUGAGCAUCACCAGCAACUAUAUGUAGGCCGAUGCCUAUCCUGACAACGCUCCAACUACGAGAUGCAUCGAAGAAAUCAAAGUCGCAGUAGUGACGUGAUGGUCAAGGUCGUAGGCUAUCGUUGACUAAAACACACCACAGUGUGAUGUAAUGGUAAUUUAGACAUUACACAUAUUUUUUUCAUUUAUGUUUUAUUUCAGCAAACUAAAAUACUGUUGUGGUUUUCAUCCGUUACUCGCCCGCAAGGAGUUCCUUAUCCGCCCUCACCCCCACCCGUGAAUUUUAGGAAUGUCAUAAUCCACCCGUUUGAGCUACUUUUAUGCGGGUACCCGCGGGUACACGACCCGUUGCAGGACUCUGAGCUGGUUUAGUAAAUUAUGCGAAGUACAUGUAAAGCACACCAAAGAUUCUUUUGUGGGGUGCUGGCCACUAGUAAAAAGUUCAGUGAUAGAGAAGUGUUGUGCCCUCUGGCUCCAUAUGAGAAGGUUUAUUAGGUGCUUGAUUAAUACACCUGUGGAAAGGGACCUGAAAAAUAGGAUAUGAUCUGAUCUAGGCCGAAACCUCAUUGCCUGAUAAGUAUAAGUAUAUAUACUCUUUUGAUCCCGUGAGGGAAAUUUGGUCUCUGCAUUUAUCCCAAUCUGUGAAUUAGUGAAACACACUCAGCACACAGUGAGCACACAGUGA